AUGUCCUCAGUCUCCAUCUCCCGAUCAGAAGGGUCUGUUGCGAACACCCUGCCCAAUGAGGGUCCAACAUGGGACGGGGAUGAGACUGAACGUUUGCUUCCACUCCUCUGCACCCAGUCCUCUCCCUCCCUCGACUCCCCCUCCUCCGUUCACGCUCUGCGGCCCUCAGACAUCGCUGUUGUAUCAGCCAUUGAGCUACCCUACGCAGACAGGAGCUUGGAGCUCGAUCUACUGGUGCUCGAUCUACAGGUAGAGUUCCAUCCCAGCAUGCUGUGCAUGACCCUCCCAGACUCACACGCCGACCUUGGUUUGAAGGAGGACUGGAAGCUGCUGCUACUGCUCGUGUCCGUGGACAAGCUCUGUUCCUGCCCGGAGCAGGCCAGCACUGCUCUGUCCGACACUGUACAGCAGGUUGAAGAGACACUGAGUAAACUGCAAAGCCAGUUGACACACACCUUGGUCAGUGCUGUGGUGUGGGCUGGGCCAUCUGAUGACGUCAGAGAUGCUCCACAUGACAGAAUGUGCGCCUGUGAGCAGACUUAUAAUGAAGCAGAACUCAGACUGACAAGGACUGUUCUCGCACAAGGCUUGCAGGAGUCGCUGGAGCACCACCUACAGGCAAAGCGGUGGUACAGCGACAGAGAAGACUUCGCUGUUGUGUUGCAAGCCUCUCCCAUCGUUAUGGACAUGUCGCUGCAGCCAAUGAAAUGGGACUCUGACGUGAAGGGCAGUGACAUCAUGAGUAGACCUUGCCCCAGUGAGGAGCCGUUUCUGAGGACCCAGAGGAACUCCCCCUCCGAGCCCCCGGCCGCACAGGAGAGGAGCGUGGCCUCCCCUCCCGUCCUGGACUCUGUCAUGGGCACUGAGUUCCUUUGUGAAGAUCUAAGUCCCUCUAACUCCAUUCCUUCCUCAGUUCACGCACUGCGGCCUGGAGAUAUCAGAGUGAUAGCAGCUUUAGGAGAUUCCCUAACGGCAGGCAAUGGAGUUGGCGCUCCGAACGGCUCCAACAACAUAUUGGACGUCAUUCGCGAGUUCAGAGGGCUGUCGUGGAGUAUUGGUGGAGAUGAAGACCUUGGCAACGUUACCACCCUUCCCAACAUCUUGAGGCAGUUUUACCCCAAUCUGACCGGGUUCUCUGAGGGAAUAUCGACUCAGGACUCCCCCAAGGCCUUCCUCAACCAGGCUGUUCCAGGGGCCAACAGCAGGGACAUGCCUGGCCAAGCACGCAUCCUCGUGGACAAGAUGAAGAAUGACUUGCGCAUUGACUUCCAGAACGACUGGAAGGUGAUCACCAUGUUCAUUGGAGGAAAUGACCUGUGUGACUUCUGCACAGACUCAGUUUAUUUCUCCCCCAAUAACAUACAAACUUGGAUUCGUGAAGCCCUGGAUAUCCUCCACAGAGAGGUGCCCCGUGCCAUUGUGAAUCUUGUGGAGGUCUUGUACAUUGCUCCUCUCAGAAAGCUCCAUCAGGAGAGUAGCCUGCAGUGCCCCACCUGGCUCACUCAAGCUCUGUGCCGUUGUGUGAUUAAACCUAAAGAAGGCUCAGUUGAACUUCGGAACAUGAUUGACAUGAACCGAGCCUAUCAGCGUAAAAUGCAGGAGCUCGUUGAGUCAGGCCGGUACGCCACGCACUCUAACUUCACGGUGGUGCUGCAGCCCUUCUUCAGAGAUGUGGUGCUCCCCCUGCUGGAGGACGGUCGACCUGAUCGCUCUUACUUCGCCCCCGAUUGUUUCCACCUCAGCCAGAAGUCUCACACUCUGAUGGCCCGUGCUCUGUGGAACAACAUGCUGGAGCCUGUGGGUAAUAAAACUCACACCCAGGACUUCACCGAAGGCCUCUCUCUGAAAUGCCCUUCCAAGAACGAACCCUUCAUAAGGACCAAUGAGAACAGCAAUUACACUUACGAGGGCCCCGCCCCCACCCCUCCUCCAAUCACAAACUGGGGAAGUGAUUUCUCCUGCACAGACCUGGCACCGUCCAAUUCUGUGCCAACUUCAGUUCACAUGCUGCGGCCAGCCGAUAUCAAAGUGGUGGCAUCGCUGGGAGACUCUAUAACUGCAGGUUUUGGAGCAAAAUCAAAGAACAUCGUGGAGCUGAAGAGGGAGUAUAGAGGAGUUUCGUGGAGCAUUGGGGGGGAUAAGACCUUGAAUGAAGUUACAACACUGCCCAAUAUCCUGAGGAAGUUUAACCCCGAUCUCAAUGGCUUCUCCACUGGCGUGGGGGCCAAACCGACGGACUUCAACAUGGCCGUGUCAGGAGCUAAGGCUGUUGAUAUCCCAGGCCAGACAAGGAGGCUGAUUGAAGCCUUGAAGGAGAGGAAGGAUGUGGACUUUGAAAACGACUGGAAGCUGGUGACUCUGUUUAUCGGGGGAAAUGACCUGUGUCAGUACUGCUUGGAUCGGGCCACGCUUUCACCUCAGAACUACAGUAACCACCUGAGGGAAAGCCUCGACUUGCUCUAUCAGGAAGUUCCGCGCACGCUGGUGAACAUCCUGGAGAUUCUGCAGAUCAACGGCCUGAGGAGGGUCAACUCAGACACACUGGGCUGCUCGCUGGUGCAAAAGAGUGUGUGUCCAUGCUUCCUCAUUCCCAUGGAGGAUUCCCUGGAGCUGAGCGAGACAAUCAGGAUCAAUCGGCUGUACCAGGCAAAGUCGCAGCGCCUGGUCUCCGGGGGGCGCUAUGACGGCCGCGAGGACUUCGCCGUGGUAACCCAGCCGUUCUUCAGAAACUCGGUCGUCCCUGUGAAUUCGGAUCAAAGGCCCGAUGUCAGCUUCUUCUCCGUGGACUGCUUCCACUUCAGUGAGAGGGGCCAUUCGGAGAUGGCCAUCGCACUCUGGAACAACAUGUUGGAGCCCGAGGGAAAAAAGCAAGUCUUCAAUAACUUCACAACUGACCGCAACAAGAUCAAGUGUCCCACACGGGACCAGCCCUACAUUUUCACCAGGGGCAACAGUUAUCCCAGCACGUCCACAACCACCACCCCCACUAUGACCACCGCCACCAGCACCAGCACCAUGACCACCCUGGGCCCCAGCGCCGCCACCGCCCAGCCCAUUGUACAAAACGACCCCAACUCCUCCGUGCCUGCGUGGGCGGCCGCCCUGCUCGCCGUCAUAGGGCUGCUGAUUGGCUGGGGCGUCACCUGGCUCAUCCUGUCCUGUCGGGCACGGAGAACGCAUAAGAUGAGAGAGAGCGCGACUGAGAUGAAGGGCACCGUGUUUUAACACGCACGCGGACGGCGGCGUCAUGUGACUACAUCGAUGCAAGCUCGAGCUUGGAAUAUGUGAACAUGUAAACAUGAGUGUAU
Molecule: messenger RNA, 3308 nt
Organism: Conger conger (European conger)
Lineage: Eukaryota; Metazoa; Chordata; Actinopteri; Anguilliformes; Congridae
Product: phospholipase B1, membrane-associated-like
Exons: 40
Coding region: 1-3225 (1074 amino acids)
Biological process (GO): phospholipid metabolic process
Cellular component (GO): brush border membrane
Molecular function (GO): phosphatidylcholine lysophospholipase A1 activity; retinyl-palmitate esterase activity; A2-type glycerophospholipase activity
Source: RefSeq, a predicted model, not a curated record